This is a messenger RNA of Microthlaspi erraticum, 306 nucleotides long. NCBI's taxonomy places the organism in Eukaryota, Viridiplantae, Streptophyta, Magnoliopsida, Brassicales, Brassicaceae. The record is from the annotation of a GenBank genome assembly.
AUGAAGGUUUUCCUUUCGCUGACGCAAUUCAAAAUGGCAGAUUUGAUAGGGACUGUCCACAGCGUUGGGAAGUUGUCACCAGCGAAGAAUAGUUCCAAGGCCGAAAGAUCCAUCCCAUUUACAUUGAGGGAAGAAAGGUAUCAGACGGAACUUCUAUACACUUUUCCACACUUUUAUAUCACAAUUGCUAACCAUUCUAGAGGGCCAGGGACGUCGAAUUGUACUGUAUUGCGUACGGCAGAGUGGCAGAGGAAUUCGCAUACUAGUGGUUACGUCCUCGUGGAGCGGUUGUCCGCUGUAUCCUAA